Pecten maximus is the source of this 885-nucleotide messenger RNA. RefSeq lists its product as uncharacterized. Gene Ontology annotation, molecular function: DNA binding. NCBI's taxonomy places the organism in Eukaryota, Metazoa, Mollusca, Bivalvia, Pectinida, Pectinidae. The record is from RefSeq and is a predicted model, not a curated record. Gene Ontology annotation, biological process: DNA integration; DNA recombination. The coding region runs from base 1 to 885 and encodes 294 amino acids. The transcript is spliced from 2 exons.
AUGGCCAUGCCAGGUUCCACCACCAGCUGCCGUUGUAUGGAAUUCGAGCCAGUAAUUAAAGAACUGUGGUCAGCAUCCAUAGCUCCUAGCACCAGGCGAUCGUACAGCACAUGGUUUGAUAAAUACAUCCAGUUCUUGCUUUUCUCCGGUCUGAUCGCGAGUGUUUACCUGCCAAACUUACCAGUUUCCGAGAGUUACCUGAUUCAAUUCGUGGCAUACUGUUUCAGUAGCAACAUUUCGUACGCCACUAUAAAACUCUACAUAGGCGGUGUUAGAUUCAUGUGCCUGGAGAAAAACAUCCCAUACCCAUAUUCACAGGAGAUGCCUCGUCUUCACAGCAUUCUUAACGGGGUUAAGCGACUACAGGUUAAGAAGACUAAAUCAAGACACCCAAUAACCUUUCACAUUCUCGAGAAAAUAUGUAACUACUUGAGUAAUAGUGUUCAUGACCUUAUGUUAGAAACAGUAUGUACUGUAGCUUUCUUUGGAUUUUUACGUUGUGGAGAGUUUACUGUAUCGGGUUGUUUCGACCCGUCUAUCCACUUGUGUAUCAAAGACUUAGUGAUAGUUAAGGACUGCGCCCUGUUAACACUGAAGAGGUCUAAAACCGACCCUUUCCGUCAUGGAGUUGUCAUAAGACUGUUCAGUACCAACCACCCGGUAUGUCCAUAUAACACAUGUCGUAAAUAUAUGGAUCAUAGAAUGACUAAAAAGCCUAUGCCUUCAGACCCCUUAUUCGUGAAUAAUGAAGGACAAGUUCUUACCCGACCUAUGUUCAUGCUAAAACAUGUUCUGGAAUUAUUCCGCCAGAUAUGCCGUAGUGACAUGGCGAAAAGUGACCCCGAUGAAAAUCCGUACAAUGAAAAUGGCAUGUUGCAAACCUAA